Molecule: messenger RNA, 1722 nt
Organism: Effrenium voratum
Lineage: Eukaryota; Dinophyceae; Suessiales; Symbiodiniaceae
Source: the annotation of a GenBank genome assembly
GAGAUCGAGAUGGGGGUCCCAGACACGCUUGUGGGGCGCUCUGCGUUUGCCUUCAAGAAGUUGGUCCGCUACAUUACGCGGCAUCGCCUUGGAUCCGUCGAGCUGGACAUCAAGAACUCGUUCUUCCAGCUCUUGAACCGACAGAAGCCGCUGCCGCCCAUCAUGGCGGAGUACCUGGACCACCGUGAGGAGAAGCUCGCGCAGAUCGGCCGCGUGCUCUUCCACAAGCUGCCCGAGGUGCUGCAGGACAUACCCUUGGCUUCGGAUGAGGGGGAGCGCGGCGAGGUGGCUGCUUGGCUCUACGGCUUCGAGACGGCGGCGCGCCUCUACCACGUGGUUGCAGAUGGAGAAGAUGGCGGCGGCAGGGCGAGGGCAAACACCGUGGACUUUGCGAAGCUGGCGGCGGCGCAGCUGGUCCCGGUCGUACACGUUCCGGUGGAGGGGGGUGAGAAGAGGACCACCUACGAAAGCUUCGAGAAGGGAGGCUUCUGGCUGGUGCGAAACCGGGACGACUUGGGCCAGACCGUGGAAGACCUGAUGUGCAAGAUGUGUUGCCCGGUCUUCGAGACAGUCGAUGAGAACUACGUGCCGCCGCCGCCCCUCAACGAUAAUGCCUUCUUCACCGGUCUGUCCUCGUCCGUUCUGGGGCGUCUGGCAGGCCCGCAGAUGGCGGACCUCGACGGCGACGAGACACGGCACAAAAUCCUCUUUUGCGACGGCAUGCUCUACGAUUUCAAGGAGCGUGUCCUCCGAUCACCGAUCCCCGCCGACCGCAUGGGCUUCCACGCAAAGGCGACCUCAGAGAUGUGGCAGCCGAGCAAGGCGACCAAGCUCUUCGAGCGCAUCCUGGCUUUCUUGAAGGAGCAUGUGGAGACGGGGGUGUGUCUGCUCGAGGCCAGCGAGAAUGGCAAACAGGUCAUCGAGUGCUUCGAGGAAUUGGAGCAGGACGGGUGCGAGAUCCUCCGCCACAGGAAGGUGUACGGGGACUGGGACUCCGUCCUUUACGAGCUGCGUCUCAUGACCAGGGCCAUCUCCGCGACGCCGCGGUUCUGCGAGAUGUACUACAUCUGGGGAAGCCAGGAUUCCGGGAAGGACACCAAGGUGAAGAUGUUGCACGCCUUCCUCGGUCACGGCAAGGACAACUACGGGGUGCAGCUUCCGGGAAACUAUGUGGUGCAACAGACUCGCUACCUGACCGCGAAGGACGGACCCGCGCCUUACCAUGCAAGGGCUCUAGGCAAGCGGCUGGCCUGGGCCAGUGAAGUCCCCGAGCACUACUCGUUGGCGGAUGACCCUUUUGUGACAUGGAAGGUGCGCCAGUCUGCAGCAGGAGAGUUCAACAAGUACAUGUUCUUCCUUGCGGCAAAUCUCGUGGACUCGUUGGAGAUGGAGUACAACCCAGGCACCGAGAUCAAGCCGCAGCCACCGGAGAUGAAGAUGAGCGCCAUGGACCUGGUCCCAUGUGCAGACAAGGACGAGGAGGCCAAACCCGAGGCCUUCAUGACAGAGAUGUGUGAGCUGGUGCCCUUGAAGGAAGCAAGCCUCCACACGGAGCUGACGAUGGCGCUGAAGACCUACCUCAGCGACACCUUGGGCGCGGCAAAGAGCGUGAUCUCGAAGUUGGGGAUCAAAGGACAAUCCUAUGGCCCGCGGUACAUCUCCACCCUCAAGCAAAAUGAGCGCAUGGUGGGUGUGAAGCUCCGAUCGGCAAGUAGCUCUUAG